AUGGAAAUGGAAAGCUGGCAGCAAGAACAGCCUGUAGUAUUGCGAACAUGGACAAUGGAAUCACCUCAUAACUAUGAAAAUAAUUGCCAUGAGGUCUCAGUCUUCCUAUGUCAUGGGGCAACUUAUUUUGAGGUGGAAUUUGAUGAAAGAUGUGAAACUGAAAGGAGAUAUGAUUACCUGGAGUUUACCGAUGCCAGAGGUGCAAAAACUCGUUACGAUACAAAGGUUGGCACUGAGAAGUGGCCUAAGAAAGUGACCUUUAAGGCUGGCCCACGGCUGCAGUUUCUCUUUCACUCUGACAGCAGUAAUAAUGAGUGGGGCUACAAGUUUUCCAUCACUGCUUACGGCCUACCAGAUGUUGCCGUUUCUUGGGGCUUGGAUUUACAGCUUCUUGUAUCCCGGCUGAUGGGGCGCUUGGCUUCCCGAAGUAUGGCACUGAAAAGUCUCCGAGAACUAGGUAGUGAAGCAGACUUGCCUCCUUUGAAAGUAACAUCAGUUCUUAAUUCUCCUCUGUGGAAACCUGUCUUCAGGCAUCAGAUGUGUCCUGAGGUACUCCGGGGAGCCAGUCAAAGCAGUAGACUGCACCAAGAUAAAAGAGAGGCUAGGAGCUCUCACCAAGAUGUCUGCCGUAACUUUCUUAUCGACUUUGCAAAAUCAGAUCCUGCCCAGGACUUCAGUGGGCAAAAAUCUGAACUUUUCAAAGGACUUACACAGGCAUGUAAAAAACAGACCCCAAAGACAGAUAUAGUUGCUGGUUCUACUGUUGAUCAAGCUGUGAACUCAACAUUUGCUGCUUUGGUGUAUCUCACUCCAGAUUUAUAUGAGAAGCUUCAAAAAUAUGUCAACAGUGGAGGAAAGGUGCCUUUGAGUGAUGAGUUUGCACAAGUAUAUUCCCUGGCUGAUUCAAUUAGAAUAUGGAUGUUGGAAAUGAAGCAGAAAUCCCUGAUGGGUAGGGGAAAUGAUACUGAGGAGAAGCAGAACACAGAAGCAAGUGAGGUGAACCCAGAGACUCUUGCAAAACUUUGUAUGCAGAAGAGCCUUUUGUUACUGAAUUUUUUGCCUGUAAGAGCAAAGACGAAAGAUUCUGCUGCAGACAGUUUGGAAGACCAAGAUAUUGAUGAUAGCCAACAGUAUGUCAGUGAUAAAUGCCAAAGAAAAGGUUCUGUUGUGGACACGGACUUCCAGGCAGCACACUCGUCAUCUUCCGAUGGAGUUACUCAUCCUGUUUUGAAAGAAGGGGGCCAAAUGACACAAUCUGAUAUGAAGAUUAAACAAGUUCCAGACCCCCUCCAAACAGAAGAAGCAUCUGCAUUUCAUAGUAAGCCUGUUGAAAAUACAGUUUCACAGCAAGAAGAUGUAUCAUCACCUCCUUCCACUCCCACACGAAAAUCUCAGUUCAGCCGUGGAAGACUAAGGCUGCUGUCUUUCAGAUCAAUGGAAGAGCCAAGAGCUGUGCCUACUGUGAAGGAGAAAUACCCUAUAUUGAAAAACAUACUAGACUUUAUUAAGGAUCAAUCACUUUCACAUGAAAGUGUUUUAAAGGUUCUUGCUUUGAGAAAAUCCCAAGGGCAGAAUAUUAUGGAAGUGCUCAAGACAAUCCGCCAGUGCCUAGACUCACUUGGACAGCCACACUGUUUUCACCCACCGUGUGUACUUUUUCUCUUAGAACUUCUAGCCUGUCAGAAAGAUUUUACAAACUACUUUGGAAACUUGGAAGGCUGUGGUGCUGAGCUACACAAAGAGAUUCGAGAGUCCUACUAUCAGCUUGUUUUGUUCCUGGUAAAUUCUGUGAAAGGGUUUAGUACAAUUAAUGACAGAUCGUUGCUUCCUGCCUUAUCAUGUGUGCAGACAACUCUCCUUCACCUUUUGGAUAUGAGUUGGGAACCAAGCGAUCUUGCCUUCUUUGUUGAGAUUCAGUUACCACAUCUUCUUAUGACUACAUCACAAGAAAACAUAAGUAUUCAUGACAGUGUGAUUUGUCAGUGGAGUGAAGAAGAUGAAAUUGCAGACUAUAAGCAAAACUGUGAGUGGAUGGAUGAAUGUCAAGAUGUAAUGUUUGAGACCUGGUAUGAAAAGAUAGCUCAAGCUGACCCAGAGAAGCAGAGAAAGAUGCACAUGUUUGUUGCUCGUUACUGUGACCUGUUAAAUGUGGACAUAUCCUGUGAUGGCUGUGAUGAAAUUGCACCUUGGCAUCGCUACCGCUGUCUGCAGUGCAAUGACAUGGAUCUGUGUAAAACUUGCUUUCUUGGUGGAGUUAAACCUGAAGGACAUGAGGAUGACCAUGAAAUGGUUAACAUGGAGUAUGCCUGUGAUCACUGUCAAGGAGUUAUCAUAGGUCGGAGAAUGAACUGUAACGUUUGUGAUGACUUUGACCUUUGCUAUGGAUGCUAUUCUGCAAAGAAAUACUCUGACAGUCACUUGCCCACUCACAGCAUCACAGUGUAUCCAAUGGUGACGAUUCGAAUCAGUGACCGACACAGGCUCAUCCAGCCGUAUGUCCACAAUUACUCCUGGCUGUUGUUUGCAGCUUUGACUCUCUACAGUGCAGAUCUGGCAAAUGGGGAGGAAGUAGAAGGAGAGAAACUAGAUUCACAGGUCCUCACUCAUGCCAGAGUUCUGCAGCAUCAGUGCAUACAGCUCAUCGGAGACUGCUUGAUGAAAGCGCAGCACGGAAAAGGGCUGAAAAAUUUAGCUCUCCUCUGCAUGUUACCAGAAGGUGAAUCCUUCUUAGAGAACGACACUGUUUCAGUCAGUCCUCCCACAGAUGGUGCUCCAAAAAGCCAUACUGGUGAUACAGCAGUGAAGGGAAGAGAUAAGAAACCAAGCACAGGCUCUUUUAUGCAUUGUAGU
Messenger RNA from Tauraco erythrolophus (red-crested turaco), 2850 nucleotides. The record is from RefSeq and is a predicted model, not a curated record. Lineage: Eukaryota; Metazoa; Chordata; Aves; Musophagiformes; Musophagidae.